Molecule: messenger RNA, 2016 nt
Organism: Acanthosepion pharaonis
Lineage: Eukaryota; Metazoa; Mollusca; Cephalopoda; Sepiida; Sepiidae
Source: the annotation of a GenBank genome assembly
AUGAGCACAUUGCAUGAAUGGCGGCUUUCCUGCAAUUUUCUUAACCUGUAUUUCUCUACUAUUUUAAUUAUUCCUUUCACUCCCCUAUUAUUCCUUUCAUUCCCUUUAUUAUUCCUUUCAUUCCCCUAUUAUUCCUUUCAUUCCCUUUAUUAUUCCUUUCAUUCCCAUUAUUAUUCCUUUCAUUCCCCUAUUAUUCCUUUCAUUCCCUUUAUUAUUCCUUUCAUUCCCCUAUUAUUCCUUUCAUUCCCUUAUUAUUCCUUUCACUCCGCUAUUAUUUCUAUCACUCCCCUAUUAUUCCUUUCAUUCCCUUAUUAUUCCUUUCAUUCCCUUUAUUAUUCCUUUCAUUCCCCUAUUAGUGCUUUCAUUCCCUUAUUAUUCCAUUCACUCCGCUAUUAUUCCUUUCAUUCCCUUAUUAUUCCUUUGACUCUUCUAUUAUUCCUUUCACUCCCCUAUUAUUCCUUUCAUUCCCUUUAUUAUUCCUUUCAUUCCCUUAUUAUUCCUUUCAUUCCCUUUAUUAUUCCUUUCAUUCCCUUAUUAUUCCUUUCACUCCGCUAUUAUUCCUUUCACUCCCCUAUUAUUCCUUUUAUUCCCUUAUUAUUCCUUUCAUUCCCUUUAUUAUUCCUUUCAUUCCCCUAUUAUUCCUUUCAUUCCCUUAUUAUUCCUUUCACUCCGCUAUUAUUCCUUUCACUCCCCUAUUAUUCCUUUCAUUCCCCUAUUAUUCCUUUCACUCCCCUAUUAUUCCUUUCAUUCCCUUAUUAUUCCUUUCACUCUCCUAUUAUUCCUUUCACUCCCCUAUUAUUCCUUUCAUUCCCUUUAUUAUUCCUUUCAUUCCCCUAUUAUUCCUUUCAUUCCCUUAUUAUUCCUUUCACUCUCCUAUUAUUCCUUUCACUCCCCUAUUAUUCCUUUCAUUCCCUUUAUUAUUCCUUUCAUUCCCUUAUUAUUCCUUUCACUCCGCUAUUAUUCCUUUCACUCCCCUAUUAUUCCUUUCAUUCCCUUCUUAUUCCUUUCACUCUCCUAUUAUUCCUUUCACUCCCCUAUUAUUCCUUUCAUUCCCUUAUUAUUCCUUUCACUCCGCUAUUAUUCCUUUCAUUCCCCUAUUAUUCCUUUCAUUCCCUUAUUAUUCCUUUCACUCUCCUAUUAUUCCUUUCACUCCCCUAUUAUUCCUUUCAUUCCCUUUAUUAUUCCUUUCAUUCCCUUAUUAUUCCUUUCACUCCGCUAUUAUUCCUUUCACUCCCCUAUUAUUCCUUUCAUUCCCUUCUUAUUCCUUUCAUUCCCUUUAUUAUUCCUUUCAUUCCCCUAUUAUUCCUUUCAUUCCCCUAUUAUUCCUUUCACUCCCCUAUUAUUCCUUUCAUUCCCUUAUUAUUCCUUUCACUCCGCUAUUAUUCCUUUCAUUCCCUUUAUUAUUCCUUUCAUUCCCUUAUUAUUCCUUUCAUUCCCUUUAUUAUUCCUUUCACUCCGCUAUUAUUCCUUUCAUUCCCUUAUUAUUCCUUUCAUUCCCUUUAUUAUUCCUUUCAUUCCCUUAUUAUUCCUUUCACUCCGCUAUUAUUCCUUUCACUCCCCUAUUAUUCCUUUCAUUCCCUUAUUAUUCCUUUCAUUCUCUUUAUUAUUCCUUUCAUUCCCCUAUUAUUCCAUUCAUUCCCUUAUUAUUCCUUUCACUCUCCUAUUAUUCCUUUCACUCCCCUAUUAUUCCUUUCAUUCCCUUUAUUAUUCCUUUCAUUCCCUUAUUAUUCCUUUCACUCUCCUAUUAUUCCUUUCACUCCCCUAUUAUUCCUUUCAUUCCCUUUAUUAUUCCUUUCAUUCCCCUAUUAUUCCUUUCACUCUCCUAUUAUUCCUUUCACUCCCCUAUUAUUCCUUUCAUUCCCUUAUUAUUCCUUUCACUCCGCUAUUAUUCCUUUCAUUCCCUUAUUAUUCCUUUCAUUCCCUUUAUUAUUCCUUUCAUUCCCCUAUUAUUCCUUUCAUUCCCUUAUUAUUCCUUUCACUCCCCUAUUAUUCCUUUCACUCCCCCAUUAUUACUAA